GCUGCGUUCAGCACCAUGGAGAGCGGCGUGGUGCACAUCUACAAAGACGACCGGUGUCCCUCGGGUCAGCCGGAGGAGUGUUUCCCAAACCUCACCUGGCAACCCGGCUCGUCGGACAUCUUCAACUACACACCCAACGGCACCUGGGACGCUGAACCCGAGCCCAUGUCGCCCAUCAUCCCCAUCAUAGUGGCGGUGUACUCCGUGGUGUUUGUGGUGGGCUUGGCCGGCAAUUGUUUGGUGAUGUAUGUCAUCAUUAGAUACACCAAAAUGAAAACCGCCACCAACAUCUACAUCUUCAACCUGGCCGUGGCCGACGCCCUGGUCACCACCACCAUGCCCUUCCAGAGCACCGACUACCUGCUCAGCUCCUGGCCGUUCGGCGAGGUGGCGUGCAAAGUCUUCAUCUCCAUCGAUUACUACAACAUGUUUACCAGCAUCUUCACCUUGACCAUGAUGAGCGUGGACCGAUAUGUGGCCGUGUGCCAUCCGGUCAAGGCCCUGGAUUUCCGCACACCCGUCAAGGCCAAGAUCAUCAACGUGAUCAUCUGGGUGCUGUCGUCUGCGGCUGGGAUCCCCGCCAUGGUGCUUGGCGGCACAAAGAGCAAUAACGGGACGACAGAGUGCGCCCUACAGUUCCCUGAACCCUACAGCUACUGGGACACCCUGAUGAAGAUCUGCGUCUUCAUCUUUGCCUUCGUGGCGCCCGUCAUCAUCAUCACCGUCUGCUACACGCUGAUGGUCAUGCGGCUGAAGAGCGUGCGCCUGCUGUCAGGCUCACGCGAGAAGGACCGCAACCUGCGCCGGAUCACCCGUCUGGUUCUGGUGGUGGUCGCCGUAUUCGUGGUGUGCUGGACGCCCAUCCACAUCUUCAUCUUGGUCAAGGCGCUGUGUGGCAACGUGCCUGAGACCACCGCUGUCAUGGCUGCCUAUUUCUUCUGUGUGGCGUUGGGCUACACCAACAGCAGCCUCAACCCCAUCCUCUACGGCUUCUUGGAUGAGAACUUCAAGAGGUGUUUCAGGGACUUCUGCUGCCCUGGUGGCGCCCAGGGACAGAGAGGCUGUCGUGGGGCGAGCCAGGUGAGGAGCACCCUGCGGGACCAUUCAUGUCCCACAGAAAACCGGGGAGAUAUGAGGCAAGCCAGACCUGUAUGACUAGCCAUGGACACGUCCUCUAUGCCCUACCAGGGCUGGGAGGACUCCAAUGACCUGGGAUUGACUCAAGUCACCACUGCCAUCUGAGGGGAAAAGAGGGCUUGUUAUUAUUUAUUUAUUCAACAUGGGGACAAUCUGGUUAUAUUUUGAAUUUUCUUAUUGUCAACAAAUCCCUCGAAAAAUCAUCUAAGAAUUGAUUGCCGGUGU
Messenger RNA from Centropristis striata (black sea bass), 1362 nucleotides. RefSeq names its product opioid receptor, kappa 1 (gene oprk1). Gene Ontology annotation, cellular component: membrane; neuron projection. Gene Ontology annotation, molecular function: dynorphin receptor activity; neuropeptide binding. The record is from RefSeq and is a predicted model, not a curated record. NCBI's taxonomy places the organism in Eukaryota, Metazoa, Chordata, Actinopteri, Perciformes, Serranidae. The coding region runs from base 16 to 1155 and encodes 379 amino acids. The transcript is spliced from 3 exons. Gene Ontology annotation, biological process: G protein-coupled opioid receptor signaling pathway; neuropeptide signaling pathway; sensory perception of pain.